This is a messenger RNA of Nannospalax galili (Upper Galilee mountains blind mole rat), 2054 nucleotides long. RefSeq names its product family with sequence similarity 227 member A (gene Fam227a). Lineage: Eukaryota; Metazoa; Chordata; Mammalia; Rodentia; Spalacidae. The transcript is spliced from 16 exons. The record is from RefSeq and is a predicted model, not a curated record. Bases 241 to 2016 code for a protein of 591 amino acids.
GACCCCGGCGCUCCCGUCCCGGCCACACGGCGAAUUGCGCUGCUCCCCGGUGGUCUGGGGCCGCGGGUGCCGACGUCUACCCCAAAUUCGUCGGGGUCCCCUGAGGGGGGCGUUCGGAUUCCGCCGGAGCUUUCAGAUGGUUCUGUGCUGUCUGUCCUUCCCAGCAGGCUGACUGAAUAAAGAGCAGGAGUGGGGAAAGUGAGGAAAUUUUUUGUCUGCCAGUUUACAAGAAAUUAAACAAUGGAGUCUGUCAAGAAGAUGGACGUCAUCAACAUCACUGCCUUGCCGUUGGUACCACUGAACGAGCACCUGGUGGUCUCUUUCAAUGCACGGAAGGCACUGGAGAGUGCCAUGAGGAAGGAGCUGGAGGAACAUCCACCCACAUUCCUUAUUGGCUCUCUGCGCCAGGUGAACCAGAAGAUUACUGAAAUAGACCUGGGCCCCAGCCUGUGGACCAGCACCCUGGCAAUUGAGGAAUAUGAGUUGGAGGAAGACGCUUUAAAAGAGAAAACUCGCGGCAUCCCAGGAGACAGAGUCAAGAGAAAGGAAGAAAAGCAGAUCCCCUGCAAAGGCACAGAGCUCCAGAAUGCCAAAUUGGACCUGUCAAAGAGGAAAACAGCAGAUAAGAAUCUUCUGGCAGAACUACACCAGCACCCCCCGUUUAAUGCCACUAAACCCAACAAUCUUCCCAAUGGGGUGGACUUCUGUGACAUGGUGGGCAAUGUGGUCCGAGCUGAGAGAAACCCCUUUAGUGGCAAGUCUUACUGUUCUGAUAGAGAAUUAGAGAAGUUUCUCUCGUCUCCUUCUCCCAAAGCCAUAUGGCUGGAUAGCUUUUGGUGGAUAUUUCAUGAAAGGUACCACCCAAACAAGGAGAUCCAGAACAAGCUAUUCGACCGGAUAGCUCUGCAUUAUGCCUCCCUGUUGCUCAAUACACCGAGGUCCCACUAUGAAGAGGCACUCAUAAAAAAGUUGCCUUCACUUCUGAGCAAAGCCCUGUAUACCAGCUUCUGCUGCUGCUUCCCACAGUCCUGGUUCAACACACACGAAUUCAAGUCAGAAAUCUGUAACACCAUGACCCUGUGGAUUGCAGGGACGUAUCCUUGCCCACAGAGCUAUAACACUUGGGACUACUCAGAACUGGAUCCAGAGAGGUUCUGGCAAGACGAAUUCAUGUUACAGAGGAGGCAACUCACAAAGGGAAGAGAAUUUACCCACUUUACUUGUAAGAGAUUCUCCAUCCAGAAGCUGGAACAUACCAAGAAAUACCACCACCCUUGGUCUCACCCUGCCUGCAAAAUCCCAGAGAUGACUUUCAGCCACUUCAACCUUUAUGGGAAGAGCCCACUGAUCAUGUGCUUCUUUCUCAACUACUCUAAUCUGCUGCAGCAGGGCCAGGACGUGCUGAUCACCAGGAGAGAAAAGACAAAGGUCAUCUCUGACUCUACCCCAACCUAUGCUGAUGUCAUCAGCAUGACCUUGAAGAACAUGGAGAAGCACAGGAAAAAACUUGGGCAGCUGACCUGGCUACACAGAAAUGAGUGGAAAUAUUUUAACAAUUACCUAAAAGAGCUGGAAGAGAACUUUGAGAGGGAGGUGAGUAAUAUCAAUAAAAAAGAUGCAGAAAAGAGAAAGGCCAACCACAUGUUCAUCUCGCCCUCGUUACUGUUUGAAGAGCUGGUGGACAAGAAACCUAAAGGAAACCCGCACAAAGAAACUGCGUUUCUUACAAGAAAGAAAAAGAAGGAGCUAGACAACGAAGAGAAAUGGAAGCUUUUCCAAUCUCCACUCACAUUCCGAAAGCCUUCAGAGAUCUAUACCCUGGGCCUGAGAAGCCCUACAGAAUUGGAUCCAUUUCUACUUCCAGAGAACACACCAUCAGGAGGUCAAGAGUCACACAGAAGAAGGAGGCGCUCCUCAGACUCUCACCUUCUUCCUCAACGGAAUGAACUUGCCCAGGAACAAGGAAAGGCUUCAUUGGUGACACCUGCAUGUGUGGUGGGAUUUAAUGUAAAAUGAAAACAUCAAUGACAAAUAAUACCGCAACUACAGAAAGA